UGUUUUAUUAAUUUUUUUAAAGAUAAAUGUUGGGGAACUAGUCGGAAAAAUGGCUACACCUUUUGUCACAGCUUAUGGGUAUAAAAGGGUGCGCAUGUUAGAUUAUGGGCAUAAUUGAGUUAACGUUCUCAAGAAUCAAACAAAAUAAUCAUGAAGGUCAUCAUUCUUUUUGCUCUUUUUGCUGCUUCACAAGCCGCUGUUCUUCUUGGAGGAGCAAGUGAACAGUUCAGAACUGAGGAUGGUGUAGGUAAUUACGCUUUCGGUUACAAUGAGGGCCAUGGAUCUGGGGCUACUUUCCGAAGAGAAACUGGAUCUCCAGGCGUUGUUUCUGGAUCCUACGGACUCUCUGAUGCUGAUGGUCGUCGACGAGUUGUCAACUACGUAGCUGAUGCCGCUGGAUUCCGAGCUAACAUCAAUACUAACGAGCCAGGUGUUGAACCAAAGGAUCCAGCUAACACCCUCAUCAACAAAGCUGGAGUGAUUGCAGCCCCAGCUGUUGCCCAUUAUGCUGCUCCAGCUCUUCACCAUGCUCAUCCAGCACCUGCUGCUCCUCUUGCACAUUAUGCUGCUCCAGGUUUGCAUCAUGCUCCUUCAGCUCUCCAUUAUGCCGGACAUCCAGCUGGAGCUUUUGCUUACAACAGUGUAGUUGGACAUCAUGGUUACGCUCAUCCAGGACAUUACGGAUAUUUCUAUUAAAUUAUAAGGAAUUAUAUUUCGGAACAAAGAACUCUCUUUUUUUAUGUUGUGCCAUAGGGUGAGGUUGCGGUAGCCUUAUCUGCUCAAAGUGAUGCCGUGCUUAUACGUUUGUAUGUGAUGAAAAUAAAAUGUCUAUUUACAGUUA
Parasteatoda tepidariorum (common house spider) is the source of this 841-nucleotide messenger RNA. RefSeq names its product adult-specific rigid cuticular protein 11.9. Gene Ontology annotation, cellular component: chitin-based extracellular matrix. Gene Ontology annotation, molecular function: structural constituent of chitin-based larval cuticle. NCBI's taxonomy places the organism in Eukaryota, Metazoa, Arthropoda, Arachnida, Araneae, Theridiidae. The record is from RefSeq and is a predicted model, not a curated record.